This is a messenger RNA of Sinocyclocheilus rhinocerous, 3020 nucleotides long. Its product is annotated as calcium-binding mitochondrial carrier protein SCaMC-3-like. Gene Ontology annotation, biological process: transmembrane transport. The transcript is spliced from 10 exons. The coding region runs from base 419 to 1864 and encodes 481 amino acids. The record is from RefSeq and is a predicted model, not a curated record. Gene Ontology annotation, molecular function: calcium ion binding. NCBI's taxonomy places the organism in Eukaryota, Metazoa, Chordata, Actinopteri, Cypriniformes, Cyprinidae.
GUAACCGGUGCAUGCGGCGCUUGCUCUUCGUGUGGUCUGAGUUGAUGGAGCUGGGUUUGAGAGGACCGGUGGAACAGACACGGGGAUUAUUAUUCUAGCCAGAGGGGCAGAGGUUUAAUACUUCCUGGAUUAACUCUGCCGUAAUCGGCACAGGCUACAGUGGAGCAACGCCGGUGCGCCCGUUUAAACGCGUUUUUUUAACAUAGGCUGUGGCGGGACUCUGACAGGUGAACGAGGCUAUAUAUAUAGAUUUAGCUGUUUUUAUUUACCUCAAUCCAUAAAUCCUCAAAGUGGUCUUUGCUGAAGAAGUAGGCUACCUGUAUUUUGGGAGGUAGGAUGCAGUUCUUCUACCUAAUACAGCUCUGCCUGCUCUGACUCGAGGACAAAUCUGCCCCGUAUUCACCGAGAACUGUUUCAUAUGGGCGAAGCGAGGAGUCGGUUUCCUUCGUGUUGGACAUGGGCUCGCUGUCAAGAUAACGGGGUGUCCGAUCCAGAGCAGGAGAAACGAUGGGCCGAGCUGUUCGAUCAGCUGGAUCUAAAUAAAGAUGGCAGGGUCGAUGUGAAUGAGCUGCGCACCAGAUUGACCGCCUGGGGGAUCGGUCGCAGUGAGGUGGACGAGGUUGUACGUGUGAGUGACACCGAUCAUGACGGCCAGCUGGACUUUGAGGAGUUCACACAGUAUCUGCGCACACACGAGAGAGAGCUCAGACUCAUGUUCCACAGCCUGGACCGCAACAACGAUGGUCACAUAGAUGUUGGAGAAAUUCAGCUCUCCUUGCGCAGCCUUGGAGUGAAUGUAUCCACAGAGCAAGCCUCCAGAAUCCUGCAGAGCAUAGACAGAGAUGGCACUAUGACCAUUGACUGGAACGAGUGGCGGGACCACUUCCUGUUUAACCCCUUGCACAACAUGGAGGACAUCGCCCACUACUGGAAACACUCUCUGAUGUUGGACAUUGGAGAGCAGCUGACUGUGCCGGAUGAGUUCUCAGAGAAAGAGCGGCGUUCAGGUGUGGUGUGGAGACAGCUAGUGGCCGGGGCAAUGGCAGGAGCCGUAUCGCGAACGGGAACUGCUCCUCUCGACCGUCUUAAAGUUUUCCUUCAGGUCCAUGGCUCCAGUGGUGUGAGUUUGUUUGGUGGCUUGCGGGGAAUGGUGCAGGAAGGAGGAUUGAGGUCCCUUUGGAGAGGCAACGGCAUCAAUGUCCUCAAAAUUGCGCCGGAGUCAGCUAUCAAAUUCAUGGCAUAUGAGCAGAUCAAAUGGCUGAUCAGAGGCAGUAAGGAGGGUGGCUCUCUAAGAGUUCAGGAACGCUUCAUUGCUGGAUCACUGGCAGGAGCUACAGCUCAGACUAUCAUCUACCCCAUGGAGGUGUUGAAGACGCGUCUGACCCUGCGGAAGACAGGACAAUAUUCUGGCAUGGCAGACUGUGCCAAACAGAUACUGCGUAAAGAAGGAGUGCGCGCGUUCUACAAAGGCUAUGUGCCCAACACACUUGGCAUCAUCCCAUAUGCUGGCAUCGAUCUGGCUGUGUAUGAGACUCUAAAGAACGCUUGGCUACAGCGGUACUGCAUGGGCUCGGCUGAUCCUGGCGUCCUGGUGCUUCUUGGAUGUGGCACUGUGUCCAGCACAUGUGGGCAGCUGGCUAGUUACCCGCUGGCUUUAAUCCGCACACACAUGCAGGCUCAGGCCUCAGCAGAUGGCGCUCCUCAGCUGUCAAUGGUUGGCCAGUUCAAGCACAUUGUGUCCCAUGAAGGCGUUCCUGGACUUUACCGUGGCAUUGCCCCCAAUUUCCUCAAAGUCAUUCCUGCUGUUAGCAUCUCUUAUGUGGUUUAUGAGCAUAUGAAGAAAGCACUGGGAGUGGGAUCUUAAACUAAGACAGAAUCAGAGUGAAAAAGAAAGAGAGAACCUGUAUUAAAAAGAGGACGAUGAAACUCCUGAACCUCGUAAAAAGAGCCUUAGGGAGGCACAGAGGACCCCUAGACAACAGAAUGAAGAAGACAUAGCCAAUGAAUGACCUAAAAACCUCUACAUUGUACGCAAAUCACAUUCCCAUGGCAAUUUAUACUUUAAUAGGAUGGAAGGAUAAUGUUGGGCUAAGGUUGUGUUCAGAGUGUUUCUCUGUGACUGGCAGCUUGGAGAUCUCAGGUUUACUGAAUUACAUCUAUUUACCUGCAGUUUCACAUAAACAACUUCUUAUCUGCAAAGGUGAACACCAUUGAAUAGUACUUCAUUUUACAAGGAAUGUAAUGUUAUUUCCGUGGUGAUAAAUGUGGGGUAAUUGUGUAAAGAAAGAUACCUAAAGACAGGGAGUGAUGGUGACAUGUUGCAGUAUUUGUAGGAGGAUUAACAAAGUUAUUUUUUUUAAAAUGACAACCAAAGUUUCCCUCCUAAAACUGACCAACAUGUUGAAGAAGGUGUUUUAAUGUACGCAUGGGUUUCAUAACAUUUCCGAAUGAUUUAUAAAGCAUGCAUGUUUCAGCAGGGAUUUACACUGUUGUACAGCUCAUAUAUUUUUGUAAAGGUCCGUGAGAGGUAAGCAUGCUAUUUGCUACACUUUAAUGAUCAAAGGAUUUGCACUCUUCAAAUGAUUGUUGAAUUUAUAUCUUAAACUGACCUGUGAUGUUCUUUUGUGACAUCUCUGCUGCUUUGCUACCUUUUUACAGUUUUAGCCUUUUCAGAUAUUUCAGUCUUCAUUGUUAAAGUGGAUUUAGUGUUAAAAUGAAGUAAAUGGUAUAAAUAACUGCCUUGAACAACUUGCAAAUGGAGCAACAACAAGGGUAUUAGAUCAAAAGGGGAGUUUAUUAUUUGUGUUUAUUAAGGAAUGUGCUGUGGUGAAUGCUAAAAAAUGUGUCUGAAAGUAAUUUAUGAAUCUAUACACAAAGGGCUUUUGAGCCACAGGUAGUGCAUGAUGUCAGUGAUUUAAGUGGUUUCGCAAUUUGCAUGUUUUAUGUGUUUCGAAAGCUCUAAUCCAUAUAAGAAAUAUGCAAAGCACGGUUAUAUUUAAAGCUGACAAGAAAUGUGUGUU